GUGUGUGGCGCUGGAGCCCCGGAUGUCUGUCUCCUGUGCGUAAAGUCUUCUCGUUGGUCAGACGCAGCGGCUCUCUCUCCGUGGACCCUCCCACCAGCAGAAGAGUGACACGCCAUUCAAUCUGCUGCUGCCUGGCCCUUCGCUUGUAGGAAUCAGGAGGGAGCUGUGAGUCUUCGUACAGAAGGAUAAUAAGAAUAUCUGAUAAUACCGAGGCCUCUGUGCUGCGUGAAGAAAAAAGUUGCACUGAAUCGUGUCGACAUGGGGAUCCGAAAGAAGACUAGCAAGACCCCGCCGGUGCUGAGCCAUGAGUUUGUCAUCCAGAACCAUGCAGAUAUUGUUUCCUGUGUUGCUAUGGUGUUCCUUCUCGGGCUGAUGUUUGAGGUCACCUCAAAGUUUGCAGUGUUAUUCAUAACUGUCCAGUACAACGUCACCAUAUCAACAAACAGCCCGGAGGAGACGGUCGUGAACCAAUUCCACCACGGCAUCAAGGACCUGGCCACCACCUUCUUCUACAUGCUGGUGGCCAUCAUCAUGCAUGCCAUCAUCCAGGAGUAUGUGCUGGAUAAAGUCAACAGGAAGAAGCACUUCUCCAAAACUAAGCACAGCAAGUUCAACGAGUCGGGCCAGCUCAGCGCCUUCUACUUGUUCUCCUUCGGAUGGGGCGCGAGCAUCCUGCUUUCUGAAAAACUCCUGUCCAAUCCAGUCGGCCUGUGGGAGGGUUAUCCCCACACACUGAUGCCAUUCCAGAUGAAAUUCUUCUUCAUUUGUCAGCUGGGCUACUGGUUACACGCUCUCCCAGAACUGUACUUCCAAAAGACAAAGAAGGAGGAUAUUCCACGCCAGCUUGUGUACGUCUUCCUCUACCUGGUCCACAUCGCAGGCGCCUACAUGCUGAAUCUGAACCGUCUGGCUCUGGUCCUGCUGGUGUUGCACUACUUCGUCGAGCUUCUGUUCCACGUGUCUCGCCUGAUCUACUUCAGCAACGAGAACAGACAAACGGGUUUCUCCAUAUGGGCCGUGUUGUUUGUCCUUGGACGGCUGCUCACGCUGUCCCUGUCCGUCCUCACGGUGGGCUUCGGCCUCGCCACAUCUGACGAUCAAGGCUUUGAUUUGGCUGCAGGAAACUUUAAUGUGAUUUUUGUUCGGAUAACUGUCCUGGCUGCCAUCUGCCUCACUCAGGCCUUCAUGAUGUGGAAAUUUAUCAACUUCCAGCUGCGCCGGUGGAGAGAGCACGGUCAGGCUCAGACCUUGAAAAAGAAACAAGUUCCUACCAAGAGCAAAGCAAAGAAAGACAAAGCCAACGGAGUAAACGGAGUGAACUCCAACGGCGCCGAUUCACCAAGAGCAAGAAAAGAGAAGUCGUCCUAAAUACAUUCAGCCCUCUCUUUACACCUCCCCCACCCCCACACACACACACACACACACACACACACAAUCACACACACACACACAGGACUGACCUCCCUGCUGGACUUAGCUUUGCUUGUCGCCAGUCGUCCAGCUCGCCUUGAUCUUAACAAUCAUCGCUCUGCUGUGCCAUUUCAAAUGAAAAGAAAACUAAUUCCGAAAUAAACUUUGAGAAAAAAAAAAGAGCUUAUUUAAGAAGUGCCUAUUGAUACAGAUUGUUUUGUACAGGGUGUGUCAUUUUAAAAUUUUCAGGAACGAUGACGUCAGUGUUUAAUGUUUCUCCCAAGUCGGGUCAUUUUAUGCUCCCCCCCCCCCCCCCCCCCCCAAAUAGUGUGUAUUCCAUCUUGUGAUUUAAUCCUCUCUUUUGUAUUUAUAAGAGCCCAAACCAGAUUCUAUGACUCCAGUCUCCUUCGAGGGAUGAUUGUGAACAUUGUGUGGAGUUUCUGAAUAUCUCUCCAUCGGUGAAGGUUGUCUUGUUACAAUCUCUGGGUUCAAACUCACACAGCCAGACACGUUCUAAUGUCCCCACGUCAGAGAGUGGCAACAGGACACGUCCCCCCCCCCCCACCCGUCAUGAGCAGAUUCACAGUCGGCACAGACGUAGUACCUGACGUAGCAUUUAACUAUCCACCCGCUUUGUAAUCGCAACAUGAAAUGAUCCUGAAUCUGUUGCAGUUCUGCUACAACUCUGUCAAUAAAUGAGCACACAGAACUUUGUAAGAGAUGGAAAUCAGGCGAUGACCUCCCUUUAGUGCGAUUGAGUCGCUGUUUGGUCCCUUAUGAUGUUAAGGUGGAAUGGGUUUACUGUAUUGGGCCUUGCAUAGUAUUACUUACCUUUUUUUUUAAAAUGUUCACAGGAAUGAUUUGUCGUUGGCGGACUGGGAAUCCGAUCACGUUAGUUUCUCCUCCUGAAGACUGUGCCAAACGAGCUGAUUGACUGUUGACGCCUUUCACUCACAUUAGAUGAAUUUACAAAGUGAUGGAGUUCAGUCGACUGUAUUGUAACAAUCAAUCACCAAGGUAACGCUGGCUGUUUCUACAGAGUAAACCCAGUAACUCAUUGUAAGUACACGUCAGCAGUGUGUGGGUUUCUCUACUCGUCCCGAUGGUUCAUCUGUCAUACAAAGAAAUAAAAUGUUUUAUUGAAAAAAUU
Molecule: messenger RNA, 2560 nt
Organism: Cottoperca gobio
Lineage: Eukaryota; Metazoa; Chordata; Actinopteri; Perciformes; Bovichtidae
Gene: tram1
Product: translocation associated membrane protein 1
Exons: 11
Coding region: 259-1368 (369 amino acids)
Biological process (GO): SRP-dependent cotranslational protein targeting to membrane, translocation; protein insertion into ER membrane
Cellular component (GO): endoplasmic reticulum membrane
Source: RefSeq, a predicted model, not a curated record